Molecule: messenger RNA, 1842 nt
Organism: Knipowitschia caucasica
Lineage: Eukaryota; Metazoa; Chordata; Actinopteri; Gobiiformes; Gobiidae
Source: the annotation of a GenBank genome assembly
AUGUCGCGACACAUUUACAUUCGCAACAAGAUUGGAGAGGGCAUCCAGGCUCCCAUCUUCCACGUGAACAGAGGCACCUACUCUCGCAGGAGUCGUCUGAAACGCUCUGACGGAAGCACAACCUCCACCAGCUUCAUCCUCAGACAGAUUCCGAGGCGAGAGAGAUCAGAGCGAGACCAGAGAGACCCCAGAGAGAUACCAGAGAGAGGUCUGAGAUUGACCCAAGAGAGACCAGAGGGCUCCGCGGACUCUUACACCAGCCGACCCUCAGACUCCGAUGUCUCUCUGGAGGAGGAGCGAGACCUGGUCCAGGCCCCGGUCCAGGCCCAGAGUCCGGCCCAGAUCCAGGGUCCAGGACAGAGCCGGCAGGAGAGAGAGCAGCAAGCCGCCGUACAGCUGGAGAGAGCCAAGACGAAACCUGUGGCGUUCGCCGUCAGAACAAACGUGAGCUACUGCGGUGCUCUGGACGAGGAUGUGCCAGUCCCUGCAACCGCCAUCUCCUUCGAUGCCAAGGACUUUCUGCACAUCAAAGAGAAGUUCAACAACGACUGGUGGAUUGGGCGCCUGGUGAAGGAGGGCUGUGAGAUCGGCUUCAUCCCGAGUCCUCUCAAACUGGAAAACAUCCGGAUGCAGCAGGAGCAGAAGAGGGGACGAGUGCAAGGUAAGUCUGGGGGGAACUCUUCUUCCAGUGUAGAGGACGAGGUCUCUGCUUCUAUCAGGCCGCUCAUAUCCUCCACAGGUGAGGGGCCAGGGUCUGGGGGGGGGGGGGGGGGGGGGGAGGCUAGUAGAGGGCGCAGGCUUCAGAGACCCACGCCCCGAGCUGAUCCGCCGUCACAAUGGAAGCAGAAGCAGAAAGUGACAGAGCAUGUCCCACCUUAUGACGUCGUCCCCUCCAUGAGACCUGUGGUUCUGGUGGGCCCCUCCCUCAAAGGAUACGAGGUCACAGACAUGAUGCAGAAAGCUCUCUUCGACUUCCUCAAACACAGAUUCGACGGGAGGAUUUCCAUCACUCGCGUCACGGCCGACAUUUCUUUAGCCAAACGCUCGGUUCUCAACAACCCAAGCAAACGAGCCAUCAUCGAACGCUCCAACACACGCUCCAGCCUUGCUGAAGUGCAGAGCGAGAUCGAGCGGAUCUUCGAGUUGGCGCGGUCUCUGCAGCUCGUGGUCCUGGACGCAGACACCAUUAACCACCCAGCUCAGCUCCUCAAGACCUCUCUGGCCCCCAUCAUCGUCCACGUCAAAGUAUCCUCUCCAAAGGUGCUGCAGCGGUUGGUGAAGUCCAGAGGGAAAAGUCAGAGCAAACAUCUCAAUGUGCAACUAGUGGCUGCAGACAAACUGGCUCAAUGUCCACCGGAGAUGUUUGAUGUAAUCCUGGACGAGAACCAGCUAGAGGACGCAUGUGAACACUUGGCAGAGUAUUUGGAGGCAUACUGGAAGGCUACACACACCUCAAUGGCCACGCCCCUCAACCCUUUGAUGGGACGAAACAUCGCCCCCACCAACAACACACAGUACUCCGCCAACAUGACCGGACUGCAGCAGCAGAAAACCUCGCGGCCUCAGAACAACCACACUGGGGACCACUCGACCCCCAACGAGCGGCGUAACCUCAUGACAUCCGACGAGAACUACCACAACGACCGCACGCACAAGGGAAACCGUGCCAACCGGGUGUCCACAGGCUCGCAACACAGCCGGGACCAGAGCGAGUCCUACCAAGACCAAUACCAAGACCAAUACCAAGACCAGUACCAGGACCCCUACCAAGACUCUUACAAACCGCAUAGGAACCGCAGCUCGCCGGGCAGUUACAGCCAUGAUUCCAGGCAUCGACUCUGA